AAGCAAAGAGCGUAGUCAUUUUGAGUUAUGCUUAUGAUUUUUUUAGUCGUUGAGAUUAAAGGAUUUUGUCGUGCACUUGUGAGGCUCGGCAAUGGCUGGCUGGGCGGGAUUUUCAGAGGAAGAACUUCGUAGACUGCAGCAGAAAGAACAACCUGCACGUAAUGGCCCAGUGCGGGGCCGAAGACAACCUCUGACCAAUAGGAGCCGUCAGCAGUUGCAGCAAGAAAGAGCCAUGCAUCAGGCAGCUCAGCUGAAUGAAGCCCCUUCAAUCCCUCCUGAGCAGCAGCUGUCCUGGCCCAAACCACAGCCUUCUACUCAGAAGGCACAAGCAUCAGCACCAGCACUAGCCCGGGAGAAGGAGGCCAUUCACACAGCUAAGAGCCAGGAGAAUGAGCCCCGAGUCCUGACCUAUCCCAAACCACAAGGAACAGAAGCAGAAAAGUGUCCAGCCUUUGAAGAACCAGAGAAGCAGCAGUUGGAAUUGAGAGAGAAAACUCGUCUGCAGCAUCUGCAGCAGGAACAGCGAUUCAUGGAAGAGAAGAAUAAACGGAAAAAGGCAGUUCUGUCAAAAGCCAUUGCAGAAAGGUCUAAGCGCACACAGGCAGAGGCUAUGAAACUGAAGCGAAUCCAGAAGGAGCUGCAGACGCUGGAUGACAUGGUGUCCAAUGACAUCGGGAUUCUGCGCAGCCGCAUUGAGCAAGCCAGCUGGGAGUAUUCCCAAGCAAGGAAGCGUUUUGAAAAGGCAGAGGUGGAGUAUGUGUCAGCGAAGCUGGACCUGCACAAGAAGAUGGAUGUGAAGGAGCAGCUUACAGAGCACCUGUACACCAUCAUCCAGCAGAAUGAGCUGCGCAAAGCCUACAGACUGGAGGAGCUCAUGAUGCUGCUGGAGAUGGAGACAGAUGAGAGGCUAGAGCUGAAGAUUGAGGUUGAGAGGCUGUUGUGGCAGCAGGAAGCUCAGUCUGGGAAUGGGGAGGGGAACAGCGCACAGACUGGAGACCAAGCAAAGGAAGACUGCAGCAGCAGCAGUACAAGUGGAGAAGAGGAAAGCAGAGGACAGUAAGCUCUGUGACUCUGCAAAGGAGCAAUAUUUUGAAGACACUAAAUCACAGAAUUUUAGUAUGCAUUGUGAAAUGCAAGCUGCUGAAGAAUGAAGGGUCCACCUGCACAAUAUGAGAAGGGUGGUGGGGGUAUAAUGUAUGACUAACAAGAUUCCCAAACAAGAUUUAAAAUUGUUGGCAGUGAUACAGUUUUUUAAUAGAAUGAAAAUUUUAAUGUGAUGGGCAUAACUUCCUGUCUCUGUUUUGAAGCAGCCUCAGGAUACCCGGUAGUGACAUCAUAGAGGGAGAAGGCAAACAAAGGACAGAAUGACAUUCACGGAGACAUACCCAUUUUUAAAUGCUUCUUAUUUGUGUUGUAGCUGGUUGUUUCAAUCAGGCAAACGAACAAAAGAAUAUUAGUAUUCACCGUUUUCCGAAAGACCCAAGAAUGCAGCACAUAUGAGAGAAAAGUUAAAACAGCCUGCGCGAAGUGCAAUAUGUCAAACUGGAAGUACACCUACAUAUAUAGUGUGCAUCUUCCGCCAGAUAGUUUUGAAGAAAGACCUGUGAUGAUGAUGAUGGCAGAGAUUAAUUUGUAUUUAUUUUUAGAUUUGGCGUAUUUUUGCUGGUGUUUCUUUUUACCUUUGAGUGAUGCCCACCAUUUUUGCCACAGUAUUUGCAUAGUAGUGUCUCAGACACUAGAGUUCUUUUAAUGAAUGACCAUUCUGCAGUAUAUAUUUCUGACAAUUAAGCCAACCUCUAUUUUUUAGAUGGAGGAGAGUCUGAUAGUUGUGGUUUGAUUUUUGACUCCUAUUAUUUAAUAACCAAGUAAACAUGCGAUUUGAUAAUGGAAGCAAGGUGACAUUUGUGCGGCAGUUUCAGUUUCUAAACUGGUUAAUAAGCAACCUGGCUCAGAGAUUUUUAGUAUGUCAAUGCUGCAAUAAACUGUCAGUGAAAUAUAGUAUUAAGAACCAUGAAUUAAUUAAAAAAAAUAAACCUAUAUUAAAAUAAUAAUAUUUUAUGAACAUUCAGGGAGUAUCCAUCAUUUAUUAAAAAGCGUAGUAUUCCGUGUUGCCAAGACGCUGAUUCUUCGUGGACGUCUGCUGUCACUCCGGUCCUUCUGCGUUGGUGUUGUUGGAGUCUCUUUCUGAGUUUGACCCUUCUGAUUGAGAGGCAUAAAGCUCCAAUUGGUACGGGACACAAUCCCUGUUUUCUCUCUGUACAUCAGAUCCAUCACUACAUGAUUCACAUUCAUAAGAGGUGUCUGAAACUGACAAAGUUAGGCUACUCUUACUUUCACUGUCGCUGUCAGCAAUACUGGCAGAUGCAAGGAGCCUGCGGGUAUCUCCCUCUUUUUUAUGUUUUUGGUAAAAGUUAAAUUCCAUGUCAUACAUAAAAGAAACACAUUUACACAUUUAGGCAGUAUACCACAUGAAAAUAUAUCUAUGUUAUGGUGCAAUGUAAACUGCUCUGAAUAAGGGUUUUCUGAUGGUACUGUAAUCACAGAAUAUAAACAAGGUCAAUCCAAACUAUUUUCAUUAACAUUGUUUCCAACCAAGCUUUACACACACAUCCACCAAUGUUUUGCUUGUCAGUUGUUUUGUACAGGGGGUGGUGGAAAGUUAUAUAUUGUAUUUAAUAUUUGAUACAAAGAUGAAUGUGUGUAAAUACUGAAUGUAAACUCUUCCAUACAUCUUCCUGUUCCAUCUGCUAGUAUAUGGAAGUCUCAUACAUACAUCACAAACAUUUGAAUGACUAUACAAUGUAUCUUGACAACUGCUUCUCAAUUAUGAUGAAGUUUGGUAUUGAAUUGUGUUCUUCAGCAUUUGAGAAUGUAGAUUGUGGUUGCCUCAUUUUCCUCCAGUUUCUUGAGCGCUCCGAUUGGUUAGGUUUAGAACUGACAUCCUGAAUUUGAUGGAUGGGUGUAAUAAAUGAUUCUGCAUACUGUGGGUGUAGAGCAUGGUGAUUUGCUUUUUUUUUUUUUUUUUUUUUUAUCUUGGGAACCCUUCAAUUGUAAUAUGGUUCAUGGGCAUUUGUUAGACAUUAUUUCACCUGUAUUAUGGUUUAUUUAUUUGUGUUUCUAUAAUAACUCUUGCAGUAUCUUUGGGAGGGGGUAUUUAGAAUUGCAUCUCGUUUACGGACCUUGUCACAACAAUGAUGGCAUCUUGAGUUUGGCAACAAAUACAAAAGUUAGGACUACCAAUAAAUUGCUUGAUAGCAAUUAAGGCACUGUACUUAAUUAUUUACAGACUUUUUACAUGCAUUUUAAACAAAAAUGUUGGCUAAAGUCAGAGGUUGUACAAAAUAAAUGUUGAUAGGUAUUAGUUGUUCAUGUUUGAUGCCUUGCAUGUUUUAUUCUGCUGCUUCUGUUAAUCCACUAACAUCUAUUACAUUACAAAUGGAUGGUGUAAAUAUUACUUAUCAUUCAACUAGUUGACAAAUUCGUCAGAUUUAUUUUUAGUUUAGUAGUUGUUUGUCUUAUGAUAUGUGUUAUGGAGUCUUGGUGGUCCAGUGGUUAAAGAAAGGGUCAUUUACCAGGCGGUUCCAGAUUCAAUCCCAACCACUGACUCACAGAGCAAGUCACUUACCCUCCUUCGGAUGAGACUUAAAACCAAGGUCCUAUUGCAAGUGACUCUGCAGCAGCAAUUGUGAUGCAUAGUUCACCCUCAAGUCUCUAAGUCGCUUUGGAUAAAAGAGUCUACUAAAUAAGUGUUCUACAGUAAUACCUAUACCGCAUGUGAAAGCUUGAACAGGCUUUUGACGUAUAAAUGAUCACAUACUGAUUAGUCAUUGACUUAAAAUAGCAGCCUGUGAUCUAGCUUUAAUGUUUGAAAUCCGUGAACACAUGUAUUAUUAGGCAAACACAAUUACACUUUAAUUUGAAACAUGAAAUGCCACUGGACGAGUUUGAACAGUAUCUAACUUUAAUGUUGAUUCAUUAAUAAAUGUGUUCAUCCCAUUUUCCAGUGACUUCUGAGCCACUUUGUCUAAAGUGAAAUGAGAUGUAUAUCUUGUGUAAAUGACUGCAGGAGUUCUGACUAUAGAAGUUGUCUUUGGGAACCUGACAUUCGGUUUAUACAAAUGUGCCAUGAACGUUUGCUUUUUUUGAGUUAGAGCAGCCUAAUAAUGAAAACACUGUUCCUGAUAAGGUAUGUUACCAAGUACGAUUGAGUCUGUCAGUAUUGUGCUUCGUUUGUGUUUUACAAUGAAAACUAUGAUGAUGAUGAUUUUAACAAAAAAUAUUUCAAAGAAAUAUUCUGCAGUCCAAAGAUAAAAUCAUUUUGCAAUACAGCCAAUAUCAAUGUUUAAGUAAUUAUGUGUUUACUUUGUUUACACAGACUUCAUUUAAAAAAAAAAGUACAUCUUAAAGUAUUUGUAAGCAACACUAAUGUGUGUUUUGGUAAACAAAUAUUAC
This is a messenger RNA of Polyodon spathula (Mississippi paddlefish), 4452 nucleotides long. RefSeq names its product RAB6-interacting golgin-like. Gene Ontology annotation, biological process: non-motile cilium assembly. NCBI's taxonomy places the organism in Eukaryota, Metazoa, Chordata, Actinopteri, Acipenseriformes, Polyodontidae. The record is from RefSeq and is a predicted model, not a curated record.